Molecule: messenger RNA, 7218 nt
Organism: Aspergillus mulundensis
Lineage: Eukaryota; Fungi; Ascomycota; Eurotiomycetes; Eurotiales; Aspergillaceae
Gene: fma-PKS
Product: polyketide synthase fmaB
Exons: 7
Coding region: 1-7218 (2405 amino acids)
Biological process (GO): fatty acid biosynthetic process; secondary metabolite biosynthetic process
Molecular function (GO): fatty acid synthase activity; oxidoreductase activity; phosphopantetheine binding
Source: RefSeq, a predicted model, not a curated record
AUGAACGGAACAAGCUCAACCUCGCCCUCGCCUCUUUCCCACUUCGAGCCCGUUGCAGUGAUUGGAUUUGCCUGCCGACUCCCAGGGAACAACAACUCCCCAACAGCACUCUGGGACUUCCUCGAACGUGGCGGAGUGGCGAGUCGGGCUGUUCCAGCAUCACGCUUCAACCUGGCAGGCCACGAGGACGGCAGCAAGCGACCGAGUACAAUGCGCACGCCGGGAGGAAUGUUCCUUGAGAAUAUCGAUCUCGGGGAUAUCGAUGCCCAAUUCUUCGGUCUCUCCCGUGCGGAAGCCACAGCAAUGGAUCCGCAGCAGCGCCAGUUGUUGGAGGUCGUGUAUGAGGGGUUGGAGAAUGCCGGGAUUACUCUGGAGCAGUUAAGAGGACAGGAAGUUGGAUGCUUUGUCGGGAGUUAUGCGUCAGACUAUGGUGAUAUCCAAGCCCGAGAUCCGCAGGAUCGCGCGCCUAAUUCAACCGUGGGCAUUGGACGCGCCAUGCUCAGUAAUCGUUUGAGUCAUUUUCUGGACAUCAAGGGGCCGAGUAUGACCAUCGACACAGCAUGCUCCGGUAGCCUAGUCAGCCUGGACGUAGCCACGCGAUACCUGCAAACGGGAGAGAUCGGAGCCGCGAUAGUAGCCGCGUGCAAUCUAUACAUGAGCCCAGAGCACUGCAUUGACAUCAGCAGCAGUAUCAUUAACGCUGCAUCCCUCACGGGCCUCUGCCAUACGUUUGACGCCAAAGCCGACGGGUAUGUCAAGGCCGAAGCGGUUAACAUGGUGAUCGUCAAACGACUGCAGGACGCUAUCCGUGACCGGGACCCAGUCCGGGCUAUCAUCCGGGGAUCGGCUUCUAACAGUGAUGGCUGGACAGCUGGAAUUGCAAGUCCGAGCUCGGAAGGACAGGCUGCUGUUACGCGACAGGCUUAUCGCAUCGCGGGAAUUACUGACCUCAACGCCACCUCGUAUGUCGAAUGCCAUGGGACGGGCACCCGAGCUGGAGAUCCAAUUGAAGUCAAAGGGGUGGCAUCGGUGUUUUGUCCAGAUAGACCUGCGGAAAGGCCGCUGCUGAUCGGCUCGAUCAAAAGCAACAUCGGCCACUCUGAGCCCGGGGCAGGCAUCUCUGGCUUGCUAAAGACGAUUCUUGCAUUGGAGAAAGGCAUCAUUCCCGGAAACCCUACCUUUGAGACACCGCAUCCCGAGAGCAUGUCAAUUGACUUCGAGGGCCUAAAGACGCGAGCCUUUAAACAUGCCAUCCCGUGGCCCAGCAUGCCUUUCAGGCGGGCGAGCGUGAACUCGUUUGGAUACGGCGGCUCCAACGCCCACGUCAUCCUAGACGAGGCGAGAACGAGUGUAUCUGACUCGACGAUGUGUUUCAAGUCGUCCUAUCUACCUGAGAACCACGAUCCGUUCGAAGAAGGCGAAGGGACCGAGACAGGCUUCCCACAACUUCUCGUGUUUUCAGCUAACCACGAGGAAUCACUCAAGCAGUACCUUCGUGCUCUGCGGAAACACCUCAUCAACCCCCGCGUGAGGAUCUUACUGCCGGACCUGGGGUAUACGCUAUCAGAACGGCGGACUCGGCAUUUUAACCGUGCAUUUCUGAUUACACGGACCAGCUCAGAUAUCGAUCUCCAUGGUCUGGUCUUCGGGAAGCUGCGUCCGAGCCCCCCACGGGUAGGCUUUAUUUUCACGGGACAAGGGUCUCAAUGGCCUCAGAUGGGGAAAUCUCUGCUGGAUAUGUUUCCUUCGGCACAGAAUCAGCUAGCUCGCCUAGAUAAGGCACUGCAGUCACUUCCUGAUCCUCCAGAAUGGUCAUUGUACGACGAAUUGACGUUCCCAAGGACACCAGACCAUAUCCGACAGCCAGAGUUCUCGCAGCCGUUAAUCACAGCCCUGCAGCUGAUCAUGCUCGACAUCUUGCGGAAGUGGCGAGUUCACCCGUGUGCUGUGGUCGGCCACUCUUCCGGCGAGAUAGCAGCUGCCGCUGCAGCUGGUCUUUUGUCUCCCGAAGAAGCGAUCCAGAUUGCAUACUACCGAGGAAAAGCGGUUGUUGAGCGACGCGAUACGGCCUCGUCGCCAACGGGUAUGCUUGCGGUAGGCUUAGGUGCAGGCCAUAAGGCUCUUGAAGAACUUCUCGAGGCACAUGGUGAUUCAAUGGCCGUUGCCUGCAUCAACUCCCCCGGAAGCGUCACAUUGUCAGGCACUUUGGAUGUCCUCAGAAAGGCGAAUGCGGUGACCCAGGAGAAGGGACACUUUGCCCGCCUUUUGCAGGUCGACAUGGCUUAUCAUAAUUCCAUUUUUAUGACAGAUAUCGCUGCACACUAUAAGCAGAUGUUGCUUCGCCUGGGGCUUUACUCCGCCUCGUCAACCUUGGCAAAAGCAAAUGAUGAACAGCGAACUGUAAAGAUGUUUUCUUCCGUGACGGGGUUGAAGACUAACAAUCCUUGCGAUGCCGAGUACUGGUGUUCGAAUAUGCAAUAUCCCGUUCUGUACAGCCAGGCAGUUCAGACAAUGCUAAAUGACGAACAGCAAUCGGUCAAUUUUCUUAUUGAACUUGGCCCGUCGGGUGCACUCGCUGGCCCUACCAAGCAGAUCAUAAAGUUUAUGCAGGACAAGCAACCAGAUCUUGCCAUUGAAUACCAUGCCGCGUACAAGCGCGACGUGGUUACCGCAGCCAUGGGACUUUUUGAGGUGGCGGGUUAUCUUUAUCUGUCAGGCGGCGACGUCGACAUCCAACAGGUCAAUUCACACAAUGCUCAUGGGGAUCAAGAGCAGGAUCCGCCGUCCGUAAUCGUAGAUCUCCCCAACUACGCCUGGAACCACUCGACAAAAUACUGGUAUGAAAGCCAGUCCAGCCGAGACUGGCGGUUCAGGCGCUAUCCAAACCACGAUCUACUAGGUAGCAAGAUUCUAGGGACGUCGUGGUUAGCGCCUUCCUUCAGAAAGGUCCUGCGCCUUGCAGAACUGCCAUGGCUGAGCGACCACCGGGUCGCUGGCCAGCCUCUGUUUCCGGCGGCUGGGUAUAUUGCCAUGGCCGUUGAAGCUGCUUACCAGACUGGUCAGCAGAGCGGGGCAAUCGACGCGGGCCUAGAAGUCUCGCAGCUCGCGUAUAGGUUUCGCAACAUCAAGUUCGUCAGGGCCCUGGUUUUGGACGAGGCUACACCAUCAACUUUGAUGCUUUCAUUGAGUCCUGAGCGUGGCUGGUAUAAGUUCUCGGUCUACACAGCGGAUGGCGAGAAUGUCUCAACUCUUCACUGUGAGGGGUUAGUCUCACUCCAUGUUGAUGUCGACGAAGCUCCACUCUCAAAUGCCGUAAAGCCGCUGCUCUAUCCAACCCCCGCCAGGUUAUGGUACAAGGCCAUGGGCGAAGUCGGGUACAACUUCGGUCCAGCGUUCCAAGCACAGCUGCAAAUAGAAUCCGUAGCAGGGAGUCGACAUAACAGAGCUCUAGUGUCGCUUGCAGGGCCUCAAUCAGCGUACGCUCAAUCACCCUACUCCAUCCACCCGGCCGUCCUAGAUGGCUGUUUGCAGUCCGGGGCUCCGGGGCUAUGGAACGGGAUUCGGAGUGCAGUACAAGAAUGUCUUGUGCCAGCUAUUGUAGAGGAUCUUGUCAUCAAGGUACGAAAGACUGCUGCUGAAUUGGGAGCCGCGGACUGCUCUGCCGAGUAUUCGGGCGUUGGGUCGCGAGAGGAACCAUGCUCGUAUAAGUCAAAUAUCAUUGUUUCGGACUCAACCACGGGGAAUAUGCUAAUCGGAGUCAGAGGUCUGACAUAUUCGGCGCUCAAUCAAAGGGAAGCCUUCGACAACUGUACUCCUAAUAUGCGGUUGGAGUGGAAGCCGGAUAUCUCGUUCCUCUCCCACGGCCAACUGUAUGAGGUGCUGGAAUCUUGCGACACCAGAGUUGCGCAUAAUGGUGCUUUUAGUGGCUCUGCGGCACAGUCAUUUAUCAGCCUGCUCCUUCACAAGCAACCAGCGCUACGCGUCCUGGAAGUCAACAUGGCACCAUCGACGGACAGCAGCCUUUUUGCCAUUCUUAACCAUAUCCCAUCUACCGCGAAAGGUGCUGUAGAUUAUCACUUCGUAACCAGUAAUGCCGCUAGUCUGGUGGCUUUUCAAGAAACGGCUGUCGGCUGUGGAUUAUCAAACGUUCAAUUGAGCGCUCUGGACGUGUCUGGGCCUGAUAUAGAUCCCCAUCUGUUCGGGGACAAGGCGGACCUGGUUAUCCUGACAGUAGGAGACCGGAUUUAUGGAGAAAAGCUGGAUAACACCGUUGCGAAUAUUACUACGCUUCCUCGGAAGAGUGGUUUUAUCCUCAUUCUCGCGCAUCGGUCGUCGACAAACCAAGCGAGCGCGCAACUUUGGGACCGGCACUCGACAAGCAUCAAUGAUGCAUUCAGCGAGCAUGGCUUCAAGCAAUCCGUGGCAUUUGAGGAAGGUCCUGAAACACACGCUAUCGUGGGUCAACUGUUGUUGCCUGUUCAGGAGCCAUCUGCUGAACUUCAGGUCAGCCUGGUUCUUCUGUCGAGCCUGUCAGAUUCAGCUUUGGCCAGCCAGAUGCUUGCCGAGUCCGGAGUUACAGUGGUUGGGAUCCAUCAUCUACCCCUUGGGAAAAUCCAAAAAGGUUCAAUCAUACUCAUAACCGAUGAAAUGUUCAGGCCGGUGCUCGCCGAGGUCAAGCAGGAGCAGUGGGAAGCCAUACAGCGGAUCCUCGCCUUUGGAUGCAAGGUCGUCUGGGUGACAUGCGGUGCUCAGAAGGAUGUUGUUAGUCCACGCCAGGCUCUGGUCUCUGGUCUGUCCAGAGUCGUCCGGGCUGAAGAUCCAUCCAUCAGCUUCACUCUCCUUGAUGUGGAAUCUCCCUAUAGCAAAGAGUCCUUCCGGGCGAUUGCUGACGUGCUCGAAAGAGUUCGCAAUAGCGACAAUUCAACUGACCUGGUCGAUGAAGAGUAUGAGUACGUGGAGCGCGGCGGCAUCAUCCACGUGAGUAGAAUCUACCCUGAUAUUGCAAGCGGCGACGAUGGCAAAGCCGUGAUCCAAAACCUUCACAAUCAUCCCUCCUGUGUUCGUUUAACAUGCCAGGCGCCUGGUUCCUUGGAGUCGCUGCAAUUCACAGAGAUUGGGCCCAUGGAAGCUGCUGUGCCAGAUGGCCUUGUCGAGGUUGAGAUGCAUGCAGCAGGUCUCAACUACAAGGACGUCGCAACAGUUCUCGGGAUCGUCCCUGAAAAUCAGUUCCUACUCGGACUGGAAGGAGCCGGGGUCAUACGGCGCAUUGGCAGCCACGCAGGAGACAGCGCCUUCUUCAUUGGGCAGAGGGUGGUUAUUUGUCGACGAGGCAGCUUUGCCAACAGGGUGCAAUGUCCCAUCGAGGGGGUCCACGCUAUUCCGGACUGGAUGAGUUUCGAAGAGGCAGCUACAAUCCCCGUCGUAUAUCAAGCUGCACUGUAUAGCCUCGCUGACCUUGCCGAUGUCCAGCGCGGGCAGUCGGUGCUUAUCCACUCAGCGGCUGGAGGACUCGGUAUUGCUGCGAUCCAGUUGUGUCAGUAUAUAGGCGCGGAGAUCUAUGCUACCGUGGGAAGUGACGAGAAGCGAGACUUUCUUAUCCAAAACUUCAACUUGUCGCCUGACCGGCUCUUCUCGUCUCGAGAUACGGUAUUCGCAUCCCGCAUCGUCGAGCAGACUGACGGAAGGGGGGUGGACGUUAUUCUCAACACCUUGACGGGCAGCUUGCUGGACGAGUCAUGGCGCAUCAUAGCAGCCCACGGCACAAUGGUCGAGCUGGGGAAGAAGGAUAUCCUCGAUCGAAAUAGUCUUUCCAUGGAACCCUUUGACCGCAAUGCCUCGUAUCGCGCCUUUGACCUGUCGCAUCCGAGUAUCACGCGGCCGAUGGUGGCAAGUCUUCUGAAGCGUAUAUUUGAUCUGAUAAACGGAGGCCAUAUCCGGCCGAUUGCACCGCGGACUGUGUUCGGGUACAGCGACAUCGCAGGGGCCAUCCGUUACAUGCGAGGCGGUGCUCAUAUUGGUAAAAUCAUCAUCUCCCGAGAAGCGCCUCAGAACUGCCCAGAUGUGCCAAUAGUACCCGUGCAGAAAAGUCUCAAGCUGCGCGGUGAUGUCUCGUACCUGAUCGUCGGCGGCCUGAAGGGCCUCUGUGGGAGUCUGGCAACAUAUCUGGCGUGCCACGGAGCAAAGCAUCUAACCGUAAUGUCCCGCAGCGAUUACGCGGACGACAAGUCGCAAGCCGUACUGAGAGACCUCACUUCACUAGGUGCCAACUGCAGUCUAGUUCGCGGGGAUGUGUCGGUCAAGGAGGAUGUGGAAAGAGCGUUCUGCCAAGGCUCGCGUGCAGUGGGAGGAGUCAUCCACGGGGCCAUGGUCCUCAGCGACGCCGUCUACACCUCCAUGACCGCCGCCCAGUUCCACGACGCCCUGCGCUGCAAAGUCCAGGGAACCUACAACCUGCAUGAUGUUGCGCUCCAGCUCGGCCUCGACCUCGACUUCUUCACCCUCUUGUCCAGCCUCUCCGGUCUUGUCGGCCACAAGGGCCAAGUCAACUACGCUGCAGCCAGUGCUUUUCUAGACUCCUUCGCCCUCUACCGGCGGAAGAAAGGUCUCGCUGCUUGCUCAAUCGACCUCGGGAUCAUCAAUGACAUCGGCUAUAUGGCCGAACACCAAUCCAUCACGGACCGACUGGACACCGAGACCUGGAUACCCCUCAGCGAGGCCCAGCUGCACCGAAUCCUCCGCGCAUCCAUUCUUCAACAGCGGGAUCAGCGCAGCAGUGGCACUGGCACUGCUCAGCUGUUAACAGGCAUUGCAUAUCCCGCGCCCGCCGUGUCCUCUGCACUCUACCAAGACGCGCGUUUCGCGGCCCUCCGCCAGAAGAGCGCAACCACCAACACCACCAGCAUCUCCGCCAAUAGCGGAACCCAUGACGCGAAAGUGCAGGCUGUACUCACCCUCGUUUGUGCCAAAGCCGACGCAACCGCUCAGAUAGCGGCCAUGAUUGACGCCGCAAAUGACCAUUUCAUGCGCAGCCUGGCUCUGUCUGAACCCAUGGAGGCGGCAAGGCCGCUUGUGCUUUACGGACUGGACUCGCUGGCCGCGGUGGAGUUCCGGAAUUGGGCGCGCAGGGAGUUGGAUGUUGUGGUCAGUACGUUGGAUGUCGUUGGUGCGAAGACGCUGAGUGCGCUUUGCGAGAUGAUGGUGGGGAGGUUGGCUGGCUAG